ACUGCGUCUAUAUAUUCUCGGAGGUUGGCUUCGACCCAGUAGUAGUAACAGAGUGAGAGAGAGUGGAGCUUUUUCUAUUGUUCAGAGGAAAUCUUACAAUUCCUUCUUCCACAGUUGCAGUUCGAAAAUGGCUAACGAAAUUCGUUUUUUCGAGUUGAACACCGGAGCUAAAAUCCCUUCUGUAGGGUUAGGGACAUGGCAAUCAGAGCCUGGACUUGUCGGAGAAGCUGUAACUGCCGCCGUCAAGGCUGGCUACCGGCAUAUUGAUUGUGCUCAAGUUUAUGGAAAUGAGAAGGAGGUUGGCUCGGCACUGAAGAAGCUGUUUGCAGAUGGUAUAGUGACGCGUGAGGAUUUGUGGAUUACAUCCAAACUCUGGUGUUCAGAUCAUGCACCAGAAGAUGUACCUGCGGCAAUAAACCGAACUUUGCAAGAUUUGCAGCUUGACUACGUUGACCUUUACCUUAUCCACUGGCCAGUGAGCAUGAAGAGGGGAUCUGUUGGUUUUAAACCUGAAAACUUCACUAUACCUGAUAUUCCUAGUACAUGGAAGGCAAUGGAGGCAAUCUAUGAUUCUGGCAAGGCUCGUGCUAUUGGUGUAAGCAAUUUCUCUCCAAAGAAGUUGGGGGAUUUGCUAGAGGUUGCUCGUGUCCCUCCUGCCGUCAACCAGGUGGAAUGCCACCCUGUUUGGCAACAGACCAAGCUACGUGCAUUUUGUAAAGCCAAGGGAAUUCACCUAUCUGGGUAUUCACCAUUGGGUUCCCCAGGUACGAGUUCUAUAAAGACAAGUGUCCUUAAGCAUCCUGUUAUAGAAAUGGUUGCCGAGAAAUUGGGCAAGACUCCUGCACAGGUUGCUCUCCGUUGGGGAAUCGAAAUGGGUAACAGUGUGCUUCCUAAGAGUGUAGGCGAGAAGAGGAUCAAGGAAAACUUUGAUGUCUUUGACUGGUCUUUACCUGAGGAAUUGGUUGCAAAAUUUGCUGAAAUUGAACAGGCAAGACUGAUUAGAGGUUCAGGUUUUGUGCACGAGACUUAUGGCGCUUACAGAAAUGCCGAAGAACUCUGGGAUGGUGAUAUCUAAGCUCACAUCCUAUCGAAAUUGGAUGGAAUUUGGCUCACUUUCUUACUUGAAUGAGGCCUAGUUGUCGCUUGAAUUUGUGUGUUACAGGAUUUGCUCAGUUUCCUCAUGUUCAGUAGGAAAAGGUGAUUGGGAGACAAGUAGACAACUGAGGUUUUA
This is a messenger RNA of Telopea speciosissima, 1231 nucleotides long. Its product is annotated as NADPH-dependent aldo-keto reductase, chloroplastic-like. NCBI's taxonomy places the organism in Eukaryota, Viridiplantae, Streptophyta, Magnoliopsida, Proteales, Proteaceae. Bases 128 to 1075 code for a protein of 315 amino acids. Gene Ontology annotation, molecular function: aldose reductase (NADPH) activity. The record is from RefSeq and is a predicted model, not a curated record. The transcript is spliced from 8 exons. Gene Ontology annotation, cellular component: cytosol.